AUGCAGAUCAAGGACGAAGAAACCCUGACAUUUCUCCACAAACUGAAGGGAGACCCCAAUAAGAGGUCCAAAGACAAGUACUCCCGCUUUCACUGUGAUCACAAUCAUGACACAUCUAAUUGCUACGACUUGAAGCAACAAAUAGAGGCUCUUAUCAGACAAGGAAAGUUGCAGAGGUCCAUCUACAAGGAAAGAGCGGACCCACCAAAAGAGCAAGUUGCCCGACGAGAGAACGAGCGUCCUAGGCUACCCGUAGGAGACAUAAGAAUGAUUGUGGGAGGCAUUAUGGCUUCUGCCUCAUCCAAAAGGGCUCGUAAGACUUACCUAAGGAUGGUUCAGAAUGUUCAACUAAUGGGUUUCGUCCUAAAGAUGGCACGAAUCAAUAACCCCAUCAUUGAAUUCUCAGAGGAAGAUGCUCGACGUCUCCAUCACUCGUAUGAAGAUGCACUCAUCGUUAGCAUACGGGUAGGAGACUACAACACACACCAGGUCCUGGUUGACAACGGAAACUCCGCUAACAUCCUCUACUACCCGGCAUUCCAGUAG
Molecule: messenger RNA, 546 nt
Organism: Quercus lobata
Lineage: Eukaryota; Viridiplantae; Streptophyta; Magnoliopsida; Fagales; Fagaceae
Exons: 1
Coding region: 1-546 (181 amino acids)
Source: RefSeq, a predicted model, not a curated record